CUUCCCCUUCCCACUCUUCUUCCUUUCCCCCAACCCCCGUUGGGCUCUGUCAACAGCCUGCGGUUUAGCAGCCGCAAGAGCGUCCUCUGCCACCAUGGCGCCUCGAGUCAAUAUCCCUCCAGCGACCCGCAUCUGUCUUAUCAGUCUUCUCACCCUCUCCUUGCUGUAUAAUAUCGCCCGAUGGCGGCAACUUGACACCACGCCCGGCGCACCUGCCAUCACCCCGAUCAUACCCUAUUUGACACUCGUUCCUUCACAAUUUCUUUUCUAUCCGUGGACCCUCCUUACCGCGACACUUGUGGAGCAAAACAUCUUCACAGUGCUUUUGAACGCGGCUACUCUCUUUUAUGGCGGGAAAUACUUGGAGCGCGCAUGGGGAUCCCGGGAGUUUGCGAAGUUCAUCCUCGCCAUCGCAGUCAUCCCGAACGUAACGAUCGUUCCGCUUUAUAUUCUAGGAGCUGCCCUUAAAAGCGGCUCCAGCAGCGGGUACGCCUUGUUUUCUCAUGACGAAUGCACAACAUCUUGCGCUUUCCUUACUGACUCACCGACUUCAAGCCUCACGCAGAUAUGCGGCGGUAUCUCGAUUCAAGCAUCCUUCUUGGUCGCCUUCAAGCAGCUCGUCCCGGAGCAUACGGUGACUAUCUUCAAAGGCUUGGUCAAAAUGCGGGUGAAGCACUUUCCCGCGCUGUUUUUGUUCCUGAACACCAUCAGCGGAAUUGUCUUCGGCACGCAUGUCGCAGCGAUUCUUGCGUGGCUCGGCCUCUUGACAAGUUGGACCUACCUGCGCUUCUUCAAACGUCAGCCUGACCUUACUGGCACAUCGACCGACGGGCUAGGCAUCAAGGGUGAUGCCAGCGAGACUUUUGCAUUCGCAUGUCUCUUUCCGGAUGUGCUUCAGCCGCCAAUCGCGUUCCUGUCUGAUCAAGUUUAUGCUCUCCUGGUUGCCAUCAGGAUCUGUACACCCUUCUCCGAGGAAGACAUUGCCUCGGGCAACCAGCAGGUUCUGGCACGGGGCGAGGCAGGUCUUCCCAGUAUUCUUUCCAACCAUCGCAACGGACGGGCCAUGGCGAAGCGGGAAGAAGCAGAGCGCAGACGUGCUCUAGCACUCAAGGCCCUCGACCAGAGACUUCAAGCAGCUGCUGCGGGAAGAGUGCAGCCGGCGACGUCUGCAGCGAACCAGCAAGGAUCCAGCCAUGCUCAGACUCCGACACCUACGGUUUCAGCGGGCCAGAGUAUGUUGGGAGAAACAAGCUACACCCCCGACCAUGCGUGAAGCUGCAGGAACUCUACAAAGCAUGGUUUCACGGAGUUUGGUUGGUCGUUUGGGAUAGAAUGCAAAGGCACAAUGCAACGUAAAGUGUUUCUGAUGUUCAGUCUUGCUGUGAUAUACCGAACUUGGACUUGUCUUUUGCAAGGAAAUGAGGUCUUCCCAGCAAGUGCAAUCCCGUGACAUGGGGCGGGUCUUGUUGGCCUUCACUGUACAAAAUGUCUCCCACAUUUUUCUUUUCCAAAAUGAUGAAUGAACAUGAUUACAUACAUAUACACUAG
This is a messenger RNA of Aspergillus welwitschiae, 1548 nucleotides long. RefSeq names its product rhomboid family protein. The transcript has a single exon. Gene Ontology annotation, cellular component: membrane; Golgi apparatus. The record is from RefSeq and is a predicted model, not a curated record. Gene Ontology annotation, biological process: retrograde vesicle-mediated transport, Golgi to endoplasmic reticulum. The coding region runs from base 95 to 1273 and encodes 392 amino acids. NCBI's taxonomy places the organism in Eukaryota, Fungi, Ascomycota, Eurotiomycetes, Eurotiales, Aspergillaceae.